AUGAAGCGGGAGAUCAAGUGUUUAUCAAAGUUAACACCGAUGAAAAGACAGAUGAGAUUUGACAAAAAGGGAAAACUGACUCCUCGCUACAUUGGGCCAUUCCAGAUUCUUGAAAGGUUGGGUCCUGUUGUUUACCAUAUCACCUUGUCACCUGGGAUGGAACAAAUGCAUAAUGUCUUUCACGUGUCCAUGCUUCGUGGGUAUCUUAGAGAUCCGUUCCAUGUGAUUGACCACCAUCGGAUUACGUUAGAUAAGAAUAUGAUUUAUGAAGAAUGGCCCAUGAAAAUUAUUGAUCAACAAGUAAAGAAAUUGAGAAACAAAACUAUCCCUAUGGUGAAGGUCGAGUGGAAAGACCAUUAUGGGAAAAGGCCACUUGGGAAAAUGAUGAUGAGAUGCGGCAAUGAUAUCCGCACUUGUUUCCGUUUGAAGGAAACUUAA
Molecule: messenger RNA, 438 nt
Organism: Camellia sinensis
Lineage: Eukaryota; Viridiplantae; Streptophyta; Magnoliopsida; Ericales; Theaceae
Source: RefSeq, a predicted model, not a curated record